Messenger RNA from Ciona intestinalis (vase tunicate), 1629 nucleotides. RefSeq names its product von Willebrand factor A domain-containing protein 2. The record is from RefSeq and is a predicted model, not a curated record. Lineage: Eukaryota; Metazoa; Chordata; Ascidiacea; Phlebobranchia; Cionidae.
CCGUUUUUUUGCUGCAACCAUUACUAACUCUUGUUAGAAUUGAAUACCUACAGCAUCAUGAAAGUGAUUAUUGUUUUCGCAGUUUUCUGCUCUGUGGCAUGUCUGGCCGACGCGCUACAAUGCUGGACGUGCGAAAAUGCCAGAAGUAAUGACGAAUGUAAGAGAAUCGGGAAAGUGAAACAGUGUCGUCCUAAUCAGCUAGCUUGCCAAACUCACGUACGAACCGACCCACAAGGAAUGCGAAUCACAAAAGAAUGUAAACAGGCAAGAGCAUGCGGGAACAACUAUAUACAGAACCCGAGAGCUGCAUGGUAUCCAAGUCAAUGUAAUAUAAACGUACAAGGAUCGGUAUGUAGAUGCUGUUGCGACUUUGACGAUUGUAACUUUGAAACACUGACGUGCCCACAAGGCAAUGAAUGUCCUGUGAUUGACUUGAAAAACGGUAGCAUGUCUUGCACGGAUGGGAACCGCGAUGGAUCGACUUGUACUUUCGAAUGUGACAGCGGGGACGGGUUCGAAGUCUACCCCAACACGACGACGGCAUCAACUUGUAACGGGACAACGUGGAUGAAGCCUCCGCCAUGCUGUAACAGGCCUUGUCCGCCUUUUGCCUUGGUCGAUGCAGUUGUCGUGUUAGAUUCAUCUAGUUCUAUUGGAGGGACCAAUUGGAGAACACUAGUAAACUUCGUGACAGGAAUAAUAGCCGGAGUGGACGUCGGACCAAAAAGCGCAAGGAUUGGCGUGUUCCGAUAUAAUGCAGACGUGGACACUACAACUCAAAUCCUGUUAAGUGACUAUCCGAACGAUAGAGCCGGGUUACUUAGAGCUAUAAGAAGAAUACCAUAUAAUGGAAAUGGCACACACACCGGACAAGCAUUAUCGCAUGUUAAUGACGUCAUGUUGGCACCGGGCAAUGGAAAUAGACCGGGUGUUCCGGAUGUGGUGUUCGUUAUUACUGAUGGUCGAUCCCAAGACGGUGUUUUGGAGCCAGCUAAUCAAAUACGUGCAACCGGCGCCCAGACGUUCGUUGUCGGAAUCCAGCCCGGCAUACAAAGAUUGCGAAUUCAAAUGGAUCAUCUAAUAGAAAUGGCGGGUUCACGAGACAAUGUAUUUGAACUUGACAGUUUCGAUGGCUUGACGUCCGAUUUUGCAAGUAUUCUUUCGCAACGAUUAUGCCCCCCGGGACCUUGCCAAAAUUAAUCCUAAUAAACAUACUGACAUAAAAUAUUCAAACUGAUAGCGGUGAUACUAACAAUUUGGCUUUAUUUCAAAGAUAAAUGUUUUUUGAACCCGCUUGUUUAUCAUGAUAUUUUUCAAACUUUCGGUGUCAUCCUAUUUCUACUAACCGGACAGCAAUAAGCAUAUUUUUAUUUUCAUAUUAAAAAUAAGACCCAAUAUCGUUAUCACGCAUGCCCCAUAUUUCUCAAUCUUGUUUUUAACAAUUAACAGCAACACUAUUUUGUAGUCUAAGGAUACGGCUAUAACGCUUUAAUAUUCUUGUUUGCUACCAAAUUGCAUGAUAAAAGAGAAUAAAAACAUGUUCCAUCUGACCCCGCCCUGCAAUAUAUUUAGAACAGCAUCGCAAUAACUUACAUCGUUUUGGGAAAUAAACAAAUCAUAUUCAGCUUA